Prosopis cineraria is the source of this 1488-nucleotide messenger RNA. RefSeq names its product protein SCO1 homolog 2, mitochondrial. The coding region runs from base 299 to 994 and encodes 231 amino acids. Gene Ontology annotation, biological process: mitochondrial respiratory chain complex IV assembly. The transcript is spliced from 7 exons. Lineage: Eukaryota; Viridiplantae; Streptophyta; Magnoliopsida; Fabales; Fabaceae. The record is from RefSeq and is a predicted model, not a curated record.
AGAAGUGGGGUUUGAUGAACCGGCCGGGGAUCCUGAGCUUGCUAUGCUGCAGCGGUUUCGCUGAAGAACAGAUGGGCAUCGGAGGUUGUUGCCCGGGAAAGAAAUCAAUUUAACCUCCACAAAUCCAUUGCUAGCGCUUUCCUGGAAAAUUAGAAAUCCUUAAUCUCGAAGCAUGCCCGUUUCUAGGUUUAUUCUGUUUUUGUCCAAGCGUCGCACCACAAGAGAGGUUUUCUGUCUUCUUCCAAGCCAGCUGCUAUACUAGGGUUUGCGGGGAUAGCAGCAUUUUUCCAUUAUAACGAUGAGAGAAGAGCUGUUCCUAAAGGUUGAAUGUUUUGCAAAUUUAGUACUCGAGACUAGCAUGGGACCGGGAGCUAGGAAUGGGUCUAAGUUCCAUUUAUUUCUGACUUUAUUUGUACUGUUGUGUCAAAAUGGAUGUAUUAUCUGCAAAAGAAAAUCAAAUAGUCAGGCUGAUCACCGUUGUGGAAAUACUGUUGGGGGACCUAUAAUUGGGGGUCCUUUUACUCUAAUUGAUACGGAGAAAAAAACGGUUACAGAACAUAAUUUUCUUGGGAAUUGGGUUCUUCUCUACUUUGGGUAUACCUCAUCCCCCGACCUGGGGCCGGACCAAGUCAACAUUAUGGCCAAGACAAUUGAUAUAUUAGAAUCAAAACAGAAUCUUAAGAUUCUACCGGUAUUUGUUACAAUUGAUCCUCAACGUGAUAGUCCCUCACAACUUCGUGAAUACCUUAAAGAGUUUGACUCAAGAAUAAUAGGGCUCACUGGCCCUGUGGGAGCUAUCAGGCAGAUGGCCCAAGAAUAUCGUGUUUAUUUUAAGAAGGUAGAGGAGGACGGUGGCGAUUAUCUUGUUGACUCUUCCCAUAACAUGUAUUUGUUGAACCCUAAAAUGGAGGUUGUGAGAUGCUUCGGAUUUGAGUAUAACGCGAACGAUUUGUCAAGAGAGAUAUUGAAAGAACUGAAGGUAAGCACGUCUUGAUGCCUCUGAUGAAUGGUCAAGGGUUGACGGUGAUGCCAAUUGCCUAUUGAUUGAGUAUCGUCUUCUUCCACCUCAUCUGAUCAAAUUGAUUUUCUCUGUCCUGGUCUUUUUAGCAUUUUCUUUCCAAAUUACGGAGAGAACACUCCAAAUUUCUGAAAUUGUUCUUCAUUUUCAUAAUGCUGAAGCUGGAAAGAAGGCCAGAGAAAGUGAGUUAACAUUUGUCAAUUAGAAAAGCUACUGGGGGUUUUUCGAAUUUUGAAAGGCGGCGUUCACUUCUUUGAGUGCAUUGUAGUUGUCUGUGUUUUUUCGAAUUCGCUAGUAGGAGUCGCAUGCUUGUGUCUCGCCUUGUCAACGUUUAUACAUGCGACCUAGUUAUUGGAUGAGGCGAUCAUAUAUGAACUAACUAAUAUGUAAUUUAAAUUAGUGGGGAAAUUGACACCGACUAGCCCUAAGGAAGCCAAGCGCUAUAACGCUGCUGGUACUUUCAUCAUUAA